Molecule: messenger RNA, 1909 nt
Organism: Pelodiscus sinensis (Chinese soft-shelled turtle)
Lineage: Eukaryota; Metazoa; Chordata; Testudines; Trionychidae
Source: RefSeq, a predicted model, not a curated record
UGCUAAGUCCUGUCCCUUUUAUAGGAGCCCUUGCAGAGGAAAAAGCUGACCCAUUGCCUGACGCCACCCGGCCUCUUAGCCCAGAAGGCGGUUCUGCUUUUGUAAGUCCUGGAGAGCCUCAGGAGCCGGUGCAGUACAAGACGGCAGAAAUUGCUGAUGCGAUGCUGGGUAGCGGGAUUCCUGCCGAUCGAUCUGUGGUGCUGUCAGUUAUUCCAGGAGAAGUGAAGGCCAAGCGCAUGUCUGAAUUUGGCAUUGGCACCUGCGAUGCAACAGCAGAAGAUGCUGAAUGUAGCACGGGGACUAGCCUUGCUUCUCACUUCUCACAACUUGGUUCACGUGUACAAGAACAAGCAGGGGACUCUCAUGUAGCGCUAGAAGCUGUGCCUACUUCACCAGCUGAGGAAUCUAAUAGCACUGACAGUGUGAAAUCUCCCAAAGUGAACUGUGAGGAAAGAAAUAUUACCGGGAUUGGAAACUUCACCCUGCAAAUCCUGAAUGUUUCACAAGACCUGAUGGAGUUUUUAAACCCAAACAGCAGUGACUGUACCUUAGUCUUAUUUUAUACACCCUGGUGUCGCUUCUCUGCCAAUCUGGCCCCUCAUUUUAAUACUUUGCCCCGAGCAUUUCCAGCUCUUAAUUUCCUGGCAUUGGAUGCAUCUCAGCAUAGCAGUUUAUCAACCAGAUUUGGAACUGUGGCUGUUCCUAAUAUACUUCUUUUCCAAGGAGCCAAACCCAUGGCCAGAUUUAAUCAUACAGACCGAACCCUGGAAACAUUGAAAGCAUUCAUUUUUAAUCAGACAGGAAUAGAAGCGAAGAAUGAUGUGGUGAUAACUGAGGAAGAUCGAGUGGGCCCUCUACCCAGCAUCCUGACAAAAGGAAUAGAUUGGUUACUUUUAUUCUCUUUAUUGUUUCUGGCUAGUUUUAUUAUGUAUGCUACAAUUCGGACUGAGAGCAUUCGUUGGCUAAUACCAGGACAAGAGCAGGAGCAUCAGGAAUAAGUUGAGAUAAUGACAUGAGAACAUAUUUCAUGCCUACAGAUAAAGCAGAAAUUUAGAUGAAGUGAAAUUGCAUAAGCUUCUACAGUGAAAUAGCUGGUUGUAAUUUACUAGUAAUUAGUUAAAAACAGUUUUGUUCAUUAACUACUAUAUCUGUUAAGCCGAACUGCUGGUAAUUAAGCAAACAAAUACAAAAAGAUUCCACAGAAGGAUUUUUAUUUAUUUAGGAAGUAAUAACAGGUUUACAAAUGCUUGAUAUGUAAAUAUCAGAAAUCAAUAAUUAUUAUGAAGAUUGUUUUAAUAAACUGAUAUAAUUCUCUCUCUUAGGGAAAAUGUUAAUUUAUUGCAAAAUUUUACUUUGAACUUGUAAUAAUCAGUAGUAUUAUACAGUAGGAUCUUGAAAUAUUGCAGAUGAUCUUUCUAGGGAAAGUAAGAGUUCUACAGCCAGUGGUGGUACUUUGGCAGCAGUAAAAUACAACCACUUCCACUAUUUUGGAAUUGAGGGAUCUCGAAAAGGAAAAACACAUUUAAAGCUCAAGACCCAUGGCUGUACAAAUUAAAACAACAUACAUGAAUAAAUGCCAUGUACUGUAUUGUAUAAAAUUACCAGAAAUUACUAGCUAUAGGUGUAACCUACAUGGAAGAUGUCCAUGUUUUGGCUUCUUCCUCACUGCAAUAAUAAAAGGUUAAAGGGUAGUGUAUGACCUUCAGUAAAGGUAUUCAGCAUUUUUAAACAGAGGUCACCAAGACAGUUCAAAUUGGUGUUUUUCACCAAGGGGAGAUUCUGUCACUCAAAUGGAAAAAAUUACAGCAGAACCUCAUAAUUACAAACACCAGAGUUUACGACCAAUCAACCAUAUACCACCUCAUUUUGAACAAGAAGUAUGCAAUCAAGCAGCAGAGACAAAAAAAAA